Cercocebus atys (sooty mangabey) is the source of this 7094-nucleotide messenger RNA. It is a transcript of the gene CHEK1, whose product is annotated as checkpoint kinase 1. The coding region runs from base 484 to 2547 and encodes 687 amino acids. Lineage: Eukaryota; Metazoa; Chordata; Mammalia; Primates; Cercopithecidae. The transcript is spliced from 14 exons. The record is from RefSeq and is a predicted model, not a curated record. Gene Ontology annotation, biological process: microtubule cytoskeleton organization; protein phosphorylation; mitotic G2 DNA damage checkpoint signaling. Gene Ontology annotation, cellular component: nucleus; cytoplasm; site of double-strand break. Gene Ontology annotation, molecular function: tau-protein kinase activity; ATP binding; protein serine/threonine kinase activity.
CUGGCCUCAAGCCAUUCUCCUGCCUCGCCUUCCCAAAGUGCUGGAAUUCUAGGCAGGAGCCACUGCGCCCGGCCAGUGCUGGAGAAUGUAAUGGAGAUGAUCCUGCCUAUCCUUGAGUUCCAGUCUAGUUUACUGUCAGAGAAUACUUAUUUCAAUUUUUCCUAUUUUGUUCUCGAGUCUCUUUCCUCAGAUUUACUUUUCUAUUUAAAUGACGUUCGCGGCUUUUAAAUUUGCAUUGUAAAAUUUAUUUUGGCUCUCCCCGCCUGUUUUUUGCACAUUAAAAAUGAAAACUUUUGUAGAACUAAGCUAAGCAGAUGGUCUUCCUGCAAAAAGAUUGGGCUGAACUAAAGCAUUGCUUUGGAGCUGGUUCACAGAAAAAAGGCAGAACUGGUUAUCCCGACUUCAAGCUCCAAAAUAAACUGCUUUCUUUCUCCGGGAAGUUUCCCCCGCCACACACACUUGACUGCGUGGCCAGUCCUUUCGAUGCCUCUCGCUCCCAACACGGAGUUCCUCCCAUUUCUUCACAGUCAGCUCUCAGCUGCUGCUGCUAGUUUCUCGGCUCCAGCACCACGGGUACAGCACUCUGAAGUUCACAAAGCACUCUGCAGCACUGACUGUGAUCCUCACAGUCCUGUCCGGUGGCCUCCCGCAGGUGGUAGUGCAGCUUUUCAGGCCCAGAGUGGCCAGGAGCUAAGCCCGCACACCCGCCUGGAAGCGCAGCGCGGACGGUCGCGCGACCCCGCGGCAUGGAGGCCUGGGCUUCACCCAGAGGCGCUCGAGCACCGCCCAGCCGAGCCUCACGCCGGAUGCCACUUCAUAUUUGGGCCCAGAGCUCAAUUCGCACCGAUGCGGUCCGCCGUCCUUAAACCUAUUCAGCCAGAAUCUCUCCCCGACUGUAAAGCAACUCUGGGCGGGAGCGGCAACCUCUCGGCGUCAGUCUUUCGAAGCCGCCGACAUUCAGAGAGGCAAGACCCGGGAACGCGCCCUGUCUUGCUUUACGGCACGGGUGCGCGAGUUUGCGGCAGCGUGACGCCAGCAAGUUUUGGCGGGAAAAGCGCUGCAUUUGGAUUCCUGCAGUGGUGGGCAAAGGACAGUCCGCCGAGCUCCGGUGGAGUCAUGGCAGUGCCCUUUGUGGAAGACUGGGACUUGGUGCAAACCCUGGGAGAAGGUGCCUAUGGAGAAGUUCAACUUGCUGUGAAUAGAGUAACUGAAGAAGCAGUCGCAGUGAAGAUUGUAGAUAUGAAGCGUGCCGUAGACUGUCCAGAAAAUAUUAAGAAAGAGAUCUGUAUCAAUAAAAUGCUAAAUCAUGAAAAUGUAGUAAAAUUCUAUGGUCACAGGAGAGAAGGCAAUAUCCAAUAUUUAUUUCUGGAGUACUGUAGUGGAGGAGAGCUUUUUGACAGAAUAGAGCCAGACAUAGGCAUGCCUGAACAAGAUGCUCAGAGGUUCUUCCAUCAGCUCAUGGCAGGAGUGGUUUAUCUGCAUGGUAUUGGAAUAACUCACAGGGAUAUUAAACCAGAAAAUCUUCUGUUGGAUGAAAGGGAUAACCUCAAAAUCUCAGACUUUGGCUUGGCAACAGUAUUUCGGUAUAAUAAUCGUGAGCGUUUGUUGAACAAGAUGUGUGGUACUUUACCAUAUGUUGCUCCAGAACUUCUGAAGAGAAGAGAAUUUCAUGCAGAACCGGUUGAUGUUUGGUCUUGUGGAAUAGUACUUACUGCAAUGCUCGCUGGAGAAUUGCCAUGGGACCAACCCAGUGACAGCUGUCAGGAAUAUUCUGACUGGAAAGAAAAAAAAACAUACCUCAACCCUUGGAAAAAAAUCGAUUCUGCUCCUCUAGCUCUGCUGCAUAAAAUCCUAGUUGAGAAUCCAUCAGCAAGAAUUACCAUUCCAGACAUCAAAAAAGAUAGAUGGUACAACAAACCCCUCAAGAAAGGGGCAAAAAGGCCCCGAGUCACUUCAGGUGGUGUGUCAGAGUCUCCCAGUGGAUUCUCUAAGCACAUUCAAUCCAAUUUGGACUUCUCUCCAGUAAACAGUGCUUCUAGUGAAGAAAAUGUGAAGUACUCCAGUUCUCAGCCAGAACCACGCACAGGUCUUUCCUUAUGGGAUACCAGUCCCUCAUACAUUGAUAAAUUGGUACAAGGGAUCAGCUUUUCCCAGCCCACAUGUCCUGAUCAUAUGCUUCUGAAUAGUCAGUUACUUGGAACCCCAGGAUCCUCACAGAACCCCUGGCAGCGGUUGGUCAAAAGAAUGACACGAUUCUUUACCAAAUUGGAUGCAGACAAAUCUUAUCAAUGCCUGAAAGAGACUUGUGAGAAGUUGGGCUAUCAAUGGAAGAAGAGUUGUAUGAAUCAGGUUACUGUAUCAACAACUGAUAGGAGAAAUAAUAAACUCAUUUUCAAAGUGAAUUUGUUAGAAAUGGAUGAUAAAAUAUUGGUUGACUUCCGGCUUUCUAAGGGUGAUGGAUUGGAGUUCAAGAGACACUUCCUGAAGAUUAAAGGAAAGCUGAUUGAUAUUGUGAGCAGCCAGAAGGUUUGGCUUCCUGCCACAUGAUGGGACCAUUGGCUCUGGGGAAUCCUGAUCACAACAGCUCUGGGAUGGAGUGGGUUGGACAGUAAGAGAUCUCCUUAUCCACCCAGAGCAGAGCCACCAGCACCAGCAUCGUGUUUAUCACCCUCAGGAAAUGAGGUCUUCCCAGCAGGAGACCAGCUCCAUGGCCCAGCUUUAGCCUCACCCAACACUGGUAGGUGACGGGACCACGCAUGGGCAGAGCAGCUCAAUUCUCAGUGCUGUGAUAGACAGGAACGCUCCGGCACUGCUCCCUGCUCCUGGGGGUGAACAGGGCUGCCUGGAAAUUCCCUCUAUCAGCUGGGCUCCUGGGAGUGUUCCCCAGCGCAGGGCCUGUACGUGUGGGAUGGUCAUGGAGCAUAGGGUGAUGCCAAAAGGGAUAGAGGGAGGGACACUGUGGAGGGAUCUGGCUGCUUGGCCUUGAAACCGUACACUGAUGUCACCUGAGAAACUGACACAAAGACUUGGAGUCUGGAUUUUUCCAGUGCUUUCUGCCCUAGAUUCAUAUCCUUCCCUGCUGUCUACAUCACUCAUCCAUGUGCUGAACCCACCUCCCACUAUCCUGGCUUCUGAGCAGUGCAGACAAGAGGACACAGGGAAACACGGUAGAGUGGUUAGUGGUGGUGUGCGUGGUGGAGGUCCAGGCAGUGGUAGGGGGAGUGAAAGUGGUGGAUUGUGCUCAUGGAGUGGGUGGAACAAGCCAGACAGAUGUCAUAACCUGCAUGCAGGUGAUUUAUACUGAUGGUUCCAGAAUCAGCAGCUCUUCCAUCCAAAUAUACUGUGUGCAUAACUGAGGAGGAGGAUGACACCAAGUCCCCAUGAGAACAUAUCGUAAGGGAUGCACAGCCAGGGCAGCAAUUUGGGAGUGGAUGGAAGGCCAGUGGUGAGGGCAGCCCAUUCAUUCCCUUGCGAAGUAGCAUCCCCCACCCCUUUUUUGUGGCUGCUAUGAUUUGUCCUUGGGCUGGAGUGAGAGAAGGGAAUCUGUGGUGGGAGAUGGCAGCUCUGGGGCCUGACUUGCCUUUGGGCAAAGACAGCGAUGCUCCUUGUGUAACAUUGGGGUGGGGGACAAAUGUCUCUGGGGAAGGAGGCAUUUGUCACGCGCGCACGUGUGUGCGUGUGUGUGUGUGUGUGUGUGUGUGUGUGUUGGGGUGAAGUUAGGACUGCGGACUGGGCCUAACUGCACAGGCAGAGAGAACAGGUGUCACUGCAUGUCAGCUGUGGUGCCUCCCAGUUCCAACAUUAAAUCCAACUUUCCUUAAGUGGAAUUCAUAUUGUCAGCAAUGAAAUGGAAGAAACAUAUGCAAAUAAUGGAGCCAAGACUUAUAUUACUAUACUGUGUUAGAUAUUGUGCUAAGAACCUAAUUUUCAGUGUAGAUAUUUGUUUAUUUUUUCCUUACAUCCAUUCUAGGACUUAAGAACUGUUAUUAUCUUCUUUCCUUGAUAAGGUAACCUGGCAGGGCCUCAAAAUUUUAAAAAGCUGGCACCAGUCUUCAAAUCCAGACAUGUCAGAUUCUGGAGUUUGUGUUCUGGCCAGGGCACUCCUCUUGUGAGUCUCACUGUAGACACAUCACCGGAAGAUACGGUGGGGGUUGGCGUGGGCCUGGAAGCUUGUGGUGGGUCUGGACAUUCCCUGUCUGGUGUGGUCAGAGGAGGGGGUUCCUGCAGUGGGAGAGAGAUUGUGCCUGGCGACCUCUGAGUAGGUUGGUCCUGUGAUAAACCCUGGGGACUGAGACACUUUGGGGUGGUAAAGGGGCUUAAUCAUGAAGCAUGGACAGAGGCAAGAAUUAGGAUGAACAGCUAAGUCUCUGCCAACUUGGUGAAUCUGGGACGCAGCCCCACAUGAUUCUCAGGGUAAAUUUAAUAUAUAAGUGGAACUAAUUUUGGUCUUUGAACAUCUCCAUGUAUGUUCUUAUGCAAUAGCUGUCAUAAACGUUUCCUAGUGGAACCAACUCCCAGAAAUGCAUAAACCCAGGAUUUUAUUUUACAACGAACAGCCAGGACAGAGCAGAUAUACCAGGUUAAAUUGUUCCAUUGGAAAGGAACCACCACUAUGUUUUCCAGAAGAAACACCAUUAGGAUGUUCAAUAAGCAUAAAUUUCCACUGGAAAAUUUGACCAGAUCCUUAUUUUCUUUUUCUCAACCUCUCUUCCUGUAUUCUCCAGCUGAUAAUAUUUUUUUUUCCAAAAUCACAUUUUGUGUUAUAUUUGUUAAUAACACAUUCUUUAAGUCUGCAAAAAUCACAGAGAGGUGUUAGUAAGUUGAUGCGUCCAAGAAAUUUAUUCUUUGGAAUCUGCAAUAAUUUGUUUGUAUCCCAUCUCCAUUGUUUUCUACACCAUCCACAGCUCCUUUUCUGGCACAAUUAUGACGGGGUGACGUACGACUGGGAAUCAUGAGCGCCCCUGGCAUUCCUCAGCCACUGUGUGCGAGGCGUGCUGAGCAUCCUGGUAAUAGGGGAACACAGCAAAGUGAGUCAAUUUGGGGUCUGGGUACAACAUGGAACCACUUGUUCAUGCACCCCACUCCUCCAGUGCUGCAGUGCAAGCCUGUCUUCCCUGGAUGGGGAAGGGGAGCGCUCAUGCAUCCCAGCUGUGCACCCAAGGUGUAGACAGCAGGCAGGCUCUCUGUCUCUGGGUGCGUGGGGGUUCUUGGCCCUUCCUCUCCAGCACUGCUUUCUGCUCCAGCAGACCAUCCUGCAUUAAUUCACAGGUGGUAUCAUCCUUUACCUACCAGUACAUAUCCUCUGAGUGCCUGCUCUGCCCACUCAGCACAUGCUGUGCAGAGCGUUCUGGUUCACUGAAGAUCUGACUGUUAAGGUCAACCCAUGAAGGGUUGUCUAAUGGAGCAGAGAGCCUGCCACUCCCACCUGGAUUAUUUUCUCCAGCACCGAAGCUGAAUAACCCUGGUCUUGUUCCAUGCUCUUCCUCUCCUUGGCUAGAUCUCAGGAGUGCUGAGUAUCUAGAGGCUUGAUUGUUUUUAUCAAGCAUGAUGAAUCAGCUAAAGACACUUUAGAGAAUAUCAGUAGAAAAUUGUAAUUUAAAAAAAGUGAAAAGUAUUUUGUACUCUAAGUGUCUUACCUGUCACACCCUAGUCCAGGCCCUACAGGUAGUGUGUGUGGAAAUUCUGAGCCUUCCAGCCUAGUGCUAGAGCAGUAAGUGAGAGCCUCUAUCUACAUGAACCCAGCUUGCUUCCAAUACCUCUGUGUUUCAGCGACUGAAAAAUAAGGGUAUCAAAAGUAGCAGGAAUUGUUUCUGACUUUGCAAAAUAAUCUAUCACCUGUAAGGCCUCUGUUACUUUUGUUGUUUACAUAGCAUUUGCUGUGUACUUGAUGUGUUUAUGAUAGACUCAAGACAUAUCUUAAGUGAGAUAUUGAAUGGUAAUAGCAGAUGCAGAUCCUGCUAUAUAGAUAAUACUGAAUAAGUAUUUGCUAUUGUGACUACUCCCAGCAUUGCCAAAACCAGUUCAGUAAUGGGAGGGCUGUGGUCCUGACCAUAAGCUCAAACACAGAGAGGGUCAAAAGAAAAGUGACAGACCUGGACUUCACCUAUGAGGAACAGGAGGGGCUUCAGGGAUGUCCUUUAUUCUUGGCAGCUCCAAAGGGGCUGGCUCUGUGGAAAUCUUUCCAGAGCCUGGGCAGUGGUGAGACACCCACUGGCGAGUGUGUAAAAGGAAGCUUCUGCCCACAGCCUGGGAGCAGCUCAGUCCAGACUCUCCAGUCUGCUGUCAUCUGCGCACUGAAGCAACCUGUCUUAGCCUUUCCUGAGCACUUAGCUGCCUGGUUCCAGCCACCUGCUGUGUCUUUCUGGCCUCCUAGACUGAGAUGGACAAGUUCCUGCUCAUGCUCCUGCUGUUGGGGGUUUCUCCUCUUGUGUUCUUCCAAGGUGGGAGUGAGCUCUGGGCUGGCGGGGGCAGGAGGUGAGGACAGGGGCGAGGAGAGCUGGGGAGCAGGCUGAAGAUGAUGGUCUGGCCAGCAGGGGAGGAGGUCAACACCAAGAUUCUGGGAUGAGCUGACCAACAAGAACUGGAGGCGUCUCUCUGCUGUCCCCACCUCAACUCCUACCAGGGCAAGAGGUCAGGCCUCUUCCCGAGGUCUCACUCACUUGGGAAAGUCAAGGCUGGCCUGUGCUUCUGAACACGGGGCUUUGAGGCUGUCUGGCUGGGAUUAUGUGGCAGAGCCAAUGAUUGCUCAAGGCUUUCUAUAUAGAAGCAACCUAGGGACAGUGGUCUGGUAGGUAGAAGUCACUGGAGGGCUCAUCCUAAACCAAUGUUUCCAUAGCAAAUAUCCUGUACAAUCUUUCCAUGGCAAGUUUCACUUAGAUAUGUUUGGAUGUCAGAUACCUCUUUAGCAGGGUGUGGUGGGAAAUUUUGGGAGAAUGCCUCCCUUCCUUGAAGCCAGCACAGUCUUUAUGCCUCUUUCAUUUUCCAAGAGAUCAUCAACCUCAGAGAAGUUGUAUGUAGAAGCUCUGAUUGUGCUCUGCACAAUGGCACUACUGUAAAAUGGAUACCUUUUCUUUUCUUUUCUUUUUUUUUUUUUU